UCUUCACAUUCGUUGUAUGUAUCCAUUAUGUGAACCACGCUAACAUUAAACGCCGCCCCCACCAUUUAUAUUACAUCUUUCUUCAACCUUUUACCUUAUAUUCUUCACUUUUCCUACCUUCCUCCUACAUAGGGUUCUGUUUUUUUUCUUCUUUCAUUCAAGCACAUACAUAAAAGUAUAUUGAAAAAAAUUAGAAAAUUUUUAAUUUUUAAUUUUAUUUAAAUGGAGAGUUAUUCCAUGUUGUUUCCUUGUCCUCCUUCUUCUAGCCACCAAAUUCCAACUAUUGGUAGUUUUAUUAAUGGUCAAUCCUCAAAUGCAUUUCUUGAUUUGAAUCCUACUAAAAGUGAAAAUAUUAAUCACGAAGAUGAUGAGAAGAGAGGAGAACGGAUUGUUAAUGUUAUUGAUCAACUAGGUGUUAGAAAGAAAGGUGAGAAAAAGGCUAAGAAGCCUAAAUAUGCUUUUCAAACAAGGAGUCAAGUUGAUAUACUUGAUGAUGGUUAUCGAUGGAGAAAAUAUGGACAAAAAGCUGUUAAAAACAACAAAUUUCCCAGGAGCUACUAUCGAUGCACACAUCAAGGGUGCAAUGUAAAGAAACAAGUCCAACGCUUAACAAAAGACGAGGGAGUAGUGGUGACUACUUAUGAAGGAGUGCAUACUCACCCUAUUGAGAAAACAACCGAUAACUUUGAGCAUAUUCUGAGUCAAAUGCAAAUAUAUACCCCCUUUUAAGCUUCUAUAAUUUCUACACAAAAAUGUAGAAGAAACAAGCACACGUGAUGGAACUUCUUCUUUGCCACAUGUUAAUUAGGUCAAUUUGGAGCUCCUAGCUAGUUUAGUUCCUCCUUUGAUACAAAAAUAAAAUUGUCAAUAGAAGUAAACUCUAGUUUGCAUGCCUUAACUUUUUAGACAAUCUUCUUAAUUUGUUCUUUUAUUGGAAUAUUAUGUUUAUUUAUUUUCUUUCUUUUUUCGAGUAAAAUGUUUAUGUCAAUAUCUUUCA
This is a messenger RNA of Cicer arietinum (chickpea), 997 nucleotides long. Its product is annotated as probable WRKY transcription factor 75. Gene Ontology annotation, molecular function: DNA-binding transcription factor activity; sequence-specific DNA binding. Gene Ontology annotation, biological process: regulation of DNA-templated transcription. Lineage: Eukaryota; Viridiplantae; Streptophyta; Magnoliopsida; Fabales; Fabaceae. The record is from RefSeq and is a predicted model, not a curated record.